This is a messenger RNA of Eimeria acervulina, 417 nucleotides long. RefSeq lists its product as hypothetical. NCBI's taxonomy places the organism in Eukaryota, Apicomplexa, Conoidasida, Eucoccidiorida, Eimeriidae. The record is from RefSeq and is a predicted model, not a curated record. The transcript is spliced from 5 exons. The annotation marks the transcript as partial.
GACUUCUACUCCGAAGACCGCCAGGGGAGCCCUGCGAAUAGGGAAGAAUUCGUUAAAAACUUGAUUGACUUCCACCAUUCUGUUCGCAUUACCAAGCGUCUCAUAGCAGAGGAGAGCAAGGACCAUUCUUUUUGCUUAGAUUUUGAAGAGGUGGAAGGAGGGAAAAAUCAAAUUAAUUUGUUUGAAUGCCGCGGCGGUAAACUAACUCGGGUGUAUGCGUUCAGAGGGGUUCCUGAGGACGCAAAGCUGGUGUAUCACGACUACCUGAACGACCCCGAGGGUAAGGAGGUAUCCGCAGCAGCAGCAGCAGACGAGUGCAGCAGCAGCAGCAGCAAAGAGCAGCAGCGUGAGCAGCAGCAGCGAGAUAUAAGGAUGAUGAAUAAUAAAGAGACGGAGGCCUUGUGGUUUAGGCUGUAA